AUGGAUCGCAAGCACUUGGCUGCUUUUGGAACGCAGCUUCCGUGUGCUGAGCCUGAGGAAACACAGCAGGCCUCACCUCAGCGGCGCUGGUCUCUUCUUAACCACAAACGAUUCUUCAGCUCCAGUUUUCCAGCAUCCAAUGUCCCAGGACAGCAAAGGUUUUAUUUUAAUGGAUCUGGUUUCUUGUUAACCACAGUCAAUUCUUCAUCUCCGGCCGACCAGAUGCCACAGAUUGUUCACACGAAAGGUCCGAUCAAGGUGUUGUGGAAAGACAUUGAAGGAAAACGUAGCUGCUACUGUUUUGGAAGUCCUGGGAUCCAUGAGAAUAACACAAUAGGGAAAGUCGAUGAAGAACUUCCUGAGAAGUCGAGCAGGAAGCAGGAGGGCGAAGGGAUACUAAGCAAUGAGGCCAACUGUGAGAGCAAGACAGACCUCGUCAUGCUUAAGGUGGCCGCGAAAACUUGGCACAACACUGGGGACACCAGGGAAACCAGAAAUGCCCUAGCCCUCUGUGUAGAAUUCACCUCAACAACAGCCAACAGAAUAUUUUCCAAUUUGUCCCUGGAUGAACGUUGCCUUUCUGCAUCAUUGGUCUGCAAGUACUGGCGUGACCUUUGUUUGGAUUUCCAGUUCUGGAAGCAGCUGGAUCUUAGCAGUCGACAGCAGGUUACUGAUGAAUUAUUGGAAAAAAUUGCAUCGAGAAGUCAGAAUAUAAUUGAAAUCAACAUUUCUGAUUGUCGCAGUAUGUCUGACACUGGCGUGUGUGUCUUAGCAUUUAAGUGUCCUGGACUUCUUAGGUAUACAGCCUACAGGUGUAAACAGCUUUCCGACACCUCCAUUAUUGCAGUUGCCUCUCACUGUCCUUUACUGCAGAAAGUGCAUGUAGGCAACCAGGACAAACUUACUGAUGAAGGACUCAAGCAGCUGGGCUCAAAAUGCAGAGAACUCAAAGACAUUCACUUUGGCCAGUGUUACAAGAUCUCAGAUGAAGGCAUGAUUGUCAUAGCUAAAGGCUGCCUGAAGUUACAAAGAAUAUAUAUGCAGGAAAACAAAUUGGUGACAGACCAGUCAGUGAAGGCAUUUGCCGAGCACUGCCCCGAACUCCAGUAUGUUGGCUUCAUGGGUUGUUCAGUUACUUCCAAAGGAGUCAUUCACCUAACCAAGCUAAGAAACCUUUCCAGUUUGGACCUCCGUCAUAUCACUGAACUGGACAAUGAAACUGUGAUGGAAAUCGUCAAGAGGUGCAAAAAUCUUAGCUCUCUGAACCUCUGUCUGAACUGGAUCAUAAAUGACAGGUGUGUGGAGGUCAUUGCAAAGGAGGGACAAAACCUGAGAGAGCUGUACUUGGUGUCCUGUAAGAUCACUGAUCAUGCACUGAUCGCCAUUGGGCGGUACAGCGUGACCAUAGAGACGGUGGACGUCGGAUGGUGUAAAGAAAUCACGGAUCACGGAGCCACCCUGAUUGCACAGAGCAGCAAAUCCCUGAGAUACUUGGGACUGAUGAGAUGUGAUAAAGUGAACGAGGUGACCGUUGAGCAGCUGGUGCAGCAGUACCCCCACAUCACCUUCAGCACUGUUCUGCAGGACUGCAAGAGGACCUUGGAGAGAGCCUACCAGAUGGGCUGGACCCCCAACAUGUCUGCCGCUUCCUCCUAACGCUCUUGCCCAUGCCUGAGCAGGGCAGAGAAAUGGAGGGUGGGGCUGGGGUAACGGUUUUAACCGCCACCUGUCUGUCUGGACCUGUGUUAUAUUUGUGUCUUGUUUGCAUAUUGCAUAGCAUAAGUGCACUUGUUAUGUCCCCAGGUGAGCUGGCUUGUGUUCCUAAAAAUGGAAGAUUAUGAAAACCAUAAAAACUUUUUUUUAAUCCAAAAGUUUAUUUCUCUAAAAAAAAGACUUUGUGAAAUCUCAAGUCAGAAAACUGGGUGUAUUAUUUUGAGCGUCUAAGUUCCUCCACAUCUUGGAGAUGCUCGGCCAAAGGCUUUCUUUUGUGAUGGAAUACGCUGUUCACUUCUGAUUAGACCAGAACAGGAGACACGCCUGCGGUUCCAUGCUUGUGGACCCUCAUGUCUGUGCACGUGUGCUCAGUGAAUGUCUUGAUAAGUUACAUCCUGACUGAGGGACCUUCCUGGAGGGCCUGGGGAGGGCAUGCCACUCCCACUGGUAAUGGCUGACUCACUGUGCCCACAGGUGGUCAUCUUGCUGUCUUGUGGGUACCUUAGGAACUAGAGAGAAUAAAAAAGUCUUUUGUAAAUUUGUAUAUGGAGGCAACAAUCCCUGGCCAGCUCACAAAAGUUAAUUAUUCAUUAUUCUGUAAAUGCUUUUCUGUUGAGUAAUAAAUAUUUUAGUUGGUUUUACAUUGACACCUUGUUAGCUUUUACUUUGUGGGUAGUUACUGGUCAGGGUAUAUUUUAGUGACAUUUGGGGCUCAUCUUAACAUUAUCCACAUUGAAGCCACGAAUGUAAUUAAUGGUGUGCAGCUAUUUUAAAAAUUUUACAGAUCAUUUCAUUAUUUUGGCAAUUUUGGUAAUUAUGAAAAUAUAUUCUGAGCUGGAGUAGUCACAUUGGUAGAUUAAUGAAUGAAAUGUAAGUAGACAAUCUUCCUAUUGAAUAUUUUCUUUUGAGUUGGGAUUUAGAACAGGUUUUUGGAUAUAUGCAUGUUAUAAUUUUGAAUAGUUCUCACACUACUGCAGAGAUCUACUGUUAGCUAAUGUAUGAAUUAAGGAGAGAGUUAGAAAAUCUGUUCAUUAAGAUUCUGUUUGCACUUGCCAGAAAUAAGUAUUUUAGUUUAAUUAAAUAUUACCAGCAUUUAGUUAUCUCAGUUCCUAUCAGAAAAUGAGUAUAUGUUUUGAUUUCAUACACCUUUACAGUUAAUCCAUUGUAGGAACUCAGGUUCCAAUAACCUCUCCUGUGUCUGGAUCUAUAAUCAGGCAGCAGGGAGUCUCUUUAAGCUAAAGAGUGGUUAACUUUCAUAGUAGGAGAAGCAAAACCUUGACCUUUGAACUUGCUAUUUAUUCUCCCCUCAUGUGGUCUUUGGUCUUUGACAAUUAUGAUGAGGUCUGACUUUAUUUCCUGUAAACCCCGAUACUCCUGAAGUGAUACGAGCCGCAAGAAGCAGAAAGCAGCUUCCCGUCUGAAUGCCGUUCGCAUACGUACGAGAACUACUUUCCUGUAGAAAUGCUGGUUUCCUUCGAGUAUGUCAAUAUGCUUCUGAUGUGGCAUUUUCUUUUUUUGCUUUAAUUCCAAUCAGUUAAAAAUAAAUACUGAGCAAGUAUCAGGAAUAUUUUCCCCCCACGGCCAAACAGGUUGCUAGUUUAGUUUGAAAAAAAUAAAAUUUGUUUAAGAAAAAGUUGUUUACUAUUAGAAAACUACAUUUCUUCUUAAACAUUGAACUGUAUCAUUUUAUAUCCAUUUCUCCACUACUAAAACAUGUUAUUUCAUAAUAUUUUAACUGCUUUUUAACCCAGAAGUAAUUUAUAAGACUAUGUGUAUAGUAAUAGUAGCUUGAAUGAAUAAACAAAAGUUUAAUUUUAUAUGUCACAUUAUAUUUUAAAGAGCUACAAAAGGACAAAAGAAGGAAAAGUCAUCUUUGAUACAGAUAGCAUGAUGUCAGUUCAAAGUUGAGAUCAUUUUUGGAGUGUUAGGGUGAAGUCGUCAGUGGUGUCAGAGGGUAGAAUGAAUUCUGUGAAUGUUGCAUUCUUUGAACCUGAAGUCCAGCACUCUAACACGCUUUAGCUUGGGGGGUGGGGGCUGCACUUACUCUCUAAGAUGCUGAUAAUACAGAAAACCUGUGCAACAGAACUGGGAAACUGCUUUGGCUCAUUUAUAGAAAUCUGUAGAAGUAUCAUCCAGCCUCAAAGUAUUAAUCUCAUAGAAACAAACAACAACAAAAAAAAAAAACAGCCAAGAAAAGCAUCACCUCAGUGACCCUGGGGAGGGUGUUGAAUGUGCUCUCAUUAGACGCUUUGAAAUGAGGCUUAAAAUACUUUUUCUGGGCAAUAUAGUUCCUUUUUUGCUUAGACUGUCAUAAAUACAUGUGAACACAUUUAAUGUGGGGCUUUUUAUCCUCUCCAAAUGUCAACAGUAUUUUCAGAAUAAAGCCUAUGAAAUAUAUUGCUGCAGUGGAAAAGUCUGGUCCUUUGUAUUUAAUGUCCUUUUGAGUGGAUAAAGAAAAUUCACUCAGUUUGUAGUUUCUAUAUUUCUGUGAAUCUUUUGACCUUGCAAUGGGUUGCAAUAAAAGAGAAACCAAACUCCA
This is a messenger RNA of Myodes glareolus (Bank vole), 4252 nucleotides long. The record is from RefSeq and is a predicted model, not a curated record. Lineage: Eukaryota; Metazoa; Chordata; Mammalia; Rodentia; Cricetidae.